Molecule: messenger RNA, 1596 nt
Organism: Drosophila obscura
Lineage: Eukaryota; Metazoa; Arthropoda; Insecta; Diptera; Drosophilidae
Product: GTP-binding protein Rhes
Exons: 5
Coding region: 1-1284 (427 amino acids)
Molecular function (GO): GTP binding; GTPase activity
Source: RefSeq, a predicted model, not a curated record
AUGGCGUGCUCUCUGUGCUCGCCGCGGGUGGUGGACGAGAUAACCCCACUUCGAUUAUCACUCAAUGUUCUCGGCAACAGCAGCAGCAGCAGGAGCGGCAGUGGCCGUGGCAGUGGCCGUGGCAGCGGCAGUGGCAGGAUCAAAAGCAAUCAACAGACAAACGCCACCGCAGCAGCGAACAGGGCCACACCCAACGCCGAUGAGGCAUCGUCACCACAGGCCGGAGCCGGAGCCGGAGCUGGAGCCGGUGCUGGUGCUGGUGCCGCUCAUGUGGUCACCUUUCUGGAUGAUACGGCAAGCGGCAGUAACGGCACCGUAACCAGCAGCCGGAUAGUGACCACGGCCGAACUGCAUCAGGCCCACAUGCUGGAGCAUCACUCCAAUCUGGAUGCCAUUGAGCAGGCGGACGAUUUCAUCUACGGACCCGGUGCGGGCCUAUCACUGUGCGAUGAUAGCCUGCCCUCGGCCAAGAACUGCUACCGACUGGUCAUGCUCGGCUCAUCACGCGCCGGCAAGUCAUCGAUUGUGGCACGUUUCCUGGGCAAUCGGUUCGAGGAGGCAUACACGCCGACCAUCGAGGAGUUUCAUCGCAAAUUGUAUCGCAUACGAAACGAGGUCUUUCAAUUGGACAUUUUGGAUACUUCUGGCUAUCAUCCGUUUCCCGCAAUGCGUCGUUUGUCAUUUCUAACUGGGGAUCUCUUCAUACUCGUCUUCAGCAUGGAUAGCCGCGAGUCCUUCGAAGAGGUUGUGCGACUUCGCGAGAACAUCCUGGAGACCAAGUGGGCGGCCCUCAACCCCGGUUCGGGCUUCAAGAAGAAGAGUCUACCGAAGAUACCCAUGAUACUGGCGGGCAACAAGUGUGAUCGUGAUUUCAAGACCGUGCAGCUGGACGAGGUGAUGGGCUACAUCGCUGGCCAGGACAACUGCUGCACCUUCGUGGAGUGCUCGGCGCGCCAGAACUAUCGCAUCGAUGAUCUUUUCUAUGCGUUGUUCAUGGUCUCCAACCUGCCGCUGGAGAUGACGCCGAACCACCAUCGACGGCUGGUGUCCGUCUUCGGAGCGCCCUCGCCUCUGCCGCCGCACGGAUCCGCUGUGGGCGGCACCAAGAAGAAUGCCCUCUCGAUCAAGCGGCGGUUCAGUGACGCCUGCGGUGUGGUCACGCCCAACGCGCGCCGGCCCAGCAUCCGCACGGACCUGAAUUUGAUGCGGUCCAAGACGAUGGCCCUCAACGAGGGCGAGAGCGUGCGCACCAACUCCCGCUGGAACCGCUGCGCUCUGAUGUAGACACCAGAGCGGUGUGAUAGUAGUAUGAGCGGGAUCCAAGCGGGAUCCGGACGGACUGGCGGCCAUGCAUGGCCAUGCCGUAUUUAAUUAUAAACGCAGCGUUUGGGUGAUUUCGAUAUUAUGCUGUAAAUACUAGUAGAGGGCCAGAAGUGUUUGUGUUUGAUCUAUUAAUUAAUUAAAAAUGCAUUUAGCAUUUACUCGCAAUCAUUAUCGUACUACUGUGAACAUAGCAGAGCAAGCAGAGCGUAUUAUAUAACAGCUAUGCCAUGCAUAAUUAGUCACUGACUCGCGGACUGCAUUCCAUUCCAUUCC